Messenger RNA from Drosophila subpulchrella, 2777 nucleotides. RefSeq names its product diphosphoinositol polyphosphate phosphohydrolase 1 (gene Aps). Gene Ontology annotation, biological process: diadenosine hexaphosphate catabolic process; diphosphoinositol polyphosphate metabolic process; adenosine 5'-(hexahydrogen pentaphosphate) catabolic process. Bases 1007 to 1540 code for a protein of 177 amino acids. Lineage: Eukaryota; Metazoa; Arthropoda; Insecta; Diptera; Drosophilidae. Gene Ontology annotation, cellular component: nucleus; cytoplasm. The record is from RefSeq and is a predicted model, not a curated record. The transcript has 4 exons. Gene Ontology annotation, molecular function: diphosphoinositol-polyphosphate diphosphatase activity; bis(5'-adenosyl)-hexaphosphatase activity; endopolyphosphatase activity.
UGCUCGAUACUAAUACUUAGUUAAACAAAUAAUAUAAAAUCGGUCAACCACCCACCCACCAAAAAGGCCGCGCGGCUUCGUUCGCGACGUAACGGUGAAAAGCACGCGUUUUCCGCUUUUCCAGCAGACGUGUGCCAACUCGCUUCGCCCAUUUUAAGCAGAGCAGCCGGAAAACACGCGCAUAUUGUGGAGGCAAUGGGAAGCAAAAACAUGUGUGCAUGUGUGUCGCUGGGAUAACGGCGAAAAAAGGCGAAAGAGGAGCUGUGAACUAGCGAAAACUUGAGCUGAGAUCUAAAAUCGGAUCUCAAGUUUGAGGACAAAGAUAGAGGGAGAGACGAGGAAAAAGCUGCUCUCACACACACACACGUUCAAACGCGUCGCACGCUCCCCCGUGUAAAACCAAUACAACAACAACAUGCAAUACUUGCAAAAUAGUUAAAUAAUUCUGCCCUGUCUGCGCUUUAUUUCCUUCUUCAUUUCGGUUCUUCUCGUUUUUAUUUUUUGUAUAAUUUCAACAAGUUUCUCGCUUUUCCCCACCCACACAAUCACAAAGUUAUUUUUUCGUUACUACUUCAAAACAACAAAAACACACGGCACGGCACACGAACACUAAACACCAAUACAACACAACGUCUCGUGUGACGUGCGAGCGCAGAAAUUGUCGUCUUUAGAUUUUGUUUUCGCCAUUUCCCUUUGUGUUCCGUUGUGUGCGGAAGAGGAGGGGGCGGAAGGUGAAGAGUGGCCAAGAAUCACCUGCGAAAAAGCGGCACGAGAUCGCCAGAAAAGCAGAAAAUCGCAAGAAGCAAAAGCGACCGGCUCCCCACGAACACUCACACACACACACAUCAAAAGCACACACACACGCAACACUUGUUGCAGCGGAAGACGAGAAGGGGCAGAGAGCGAUAAGAAGUGGUGAUAAAGGAGGAAUACGAGGAGGGAGUGGAGAACAAGUGCCUAAGAAGACAACAACGCGCAUCUGCUAUCAGCGAAUACCACUGCAAACAUGGUCAAGGAGAAGCCCAACUCUACUCGUAUCUACGACAAGGAUGGAUUUAGGCGACGGGCUGCCUGUAUUUGCGUGAAAUCCGAAACUGAGGCGGAGGUACUCUUGGUAACCUCGUCUCGUCGCCCGGAGCUGUGGAUCGUUCCAGGAGGUGGUGUAGAACCCGAGGAAGAGCCUUCGGUGACCGCCGUACGCGAAGUGCUCGAGGAAGCCGGCGUCGUUGGUGAUUUGGGUCGCUGUCUGGGUGUUUUCGAGAACAACGACCACAUGCAUCGCACCGAGGUGUUCGUCAUGAACGUGACCCAGGAAUUGGAUGAGUGGGAGGACUCGCGGAGCAUCGGCCGCAAGCGCCAGUGGUUUACCAUUGACGAUGCACUGUCGCAGCUGGCGCUGCACAAGCCGACGCAGCAGCACUAUCUGAUGCAGCUGCAGCACUCGAAGACGCGGGACAACACGAACCGGGUGGUGAACGCCACGCAUCCGCCCAAGUUGACCAAUGCCGCCACCCCAGCCGCAUCGCCCACCACGGCAUAAAGACAGCGGAAUGCAGGAAGCUGAAUCCACACAUGCACACCACACUUAACCCCGAGUCUAAUUCAACACUAACUCUAACCCCAUACCGAGAACCAUACACAUUUUGACAUUUUGGAAAUUUACAAAUAGACAGGCAGUCUUCUAGAUUAUGUUUAUUAAGCGAUACUUAUGUUACCCCGCAUCCCCCACGAAGCCCCAUUUGCGUUUAUGUUUAAGUCAAUACGUUCAUUUAUGUCUUUAGUAAUUGUAUCAGAACUAAAUUUAUGUGUUUACUCCAGAGCGAGUGAAGAGGAGGUGAAGAAAACAAAAACGCUACUCGAUCAAUGCUAAGCGAUAACUUAAAUUAUUCGAGAUCUUUAAUACAAAACAGAAGAAAACGAAAAAAACAUGUAAUAAUUUUUGAGCGAAUAGCACUUUUUGCAAACACUAAAAAGAAACUAAAACUUAACAAGAAAAUCCAAAAGUAAAGAUAUCUAUUAGAUUUUUCUACUCUUUUUUAUUAUUUACUCAAAAUGCAUCUUAAUUGAUUAUUGUAACAAACAAACCAAUUGGAAUCGGCUUUAACAAGCGCAAAGGAGAUCUAAUUAACUAUGCUAAGCGGCCUAAACAAUAAAACUAUUUAAGCGAUGACUAACGAAGCAAUUUCGUUCUGAAUCUACAUUUUCAAAAAAAAACUGGACCUUUGACGAACUGACAGAAGACGGAAAUAAAUCAUUAGAAAACCUUAAUAUUAUUAACAACAGUUGCCUAUGCAAGAAGAUAAAACCCACUGCAGGGGAAAUAUAAAGAUAAACGUUAACUUAUUGUAAAAAACAAAAUGCGAAAAAAUUAGAGAAGCCAGCAAACAACAUAUUAUGAACUAAUUCAACUACUAAGAUAUGUGCACGUUGUACUUUUCAGAAACAAAAAAAAUUAACAAUAAUUACGAUUAUAAUAUUAACACACCUAGGAGAGGAGCAUGUUUUCAAUGUGAUUUAAGAGAUACAAGAUACUUACAAACGAGUUGAACAAUUUUAUGUAAAAUUUUUUCGAUAAUUUUUUGGCACUUCAAAAGCGCGCAACAAACGAAAUUUUAAUUCAAGCUCAAUGGAAGCAAAGUCUGGCAGUUGAAUCUAUGAUUUCUUCAAUCUAUCAAUUGAACUUUAGUUGCAAACUAAAGCCGACAAACGAACUUUUAUCGGAACGCUAAAUUAUAUCACAAAUUGUUGCAAUUUAACAAUGAUUUACAACCAAUAAA